Cokeromyces recurvatus is the source of this 402-nucleotide messenger RNA. RefSeq lists its product as uncharacterized. The coding region runs from base 53 to 232 and encodes 59 amino acids. Lineage: Eukaryota; Fungi; Mucoromycota; Mucoromycetes; Mucorales; Mucoraceae. The transcript has 2 exons. The record is from RefSeq and is a predicted model, not a curated record.
UUUUUUUUUAUUUUUUAUUUUUUUAUAAACUUAUAUAAUUUGCUUGUAAAAGAUGUCAAAGAUUAGCAAAGCAAUAGGUGUUUCAUUUGGCGCAUUAGCAGGUGGUGCUGCUGGCUUUUAUUUUUUAGAAAUGUAUAAAAUUAAGUCAAAAGAGAAGAGAUUAGCUUUAUUAUUAGAGAAGAAAAAAGAAUAUGAAAAUAAUAUACAAAAUGGCAAUGGCACAUCACUAUAGAAUUAUACUUGAUUUGCAUAUAAACAUCAGAAGCAUAUAAUAUUUAUUUUACGUAAACAAUAGCUGUCUUUGUAUAUACUUUAUAUCAAUUUAUUUUAUUUUAUUUUCAAAAAAGAAAAAAAUAUGAAUAUGUGUAUAUUUAUUCAUGUAUCCUUGUACCUUUUUUUUUU